AUGGCAUCUUCCCACUACGCCCGCCGCGAGCGGGAGCACGACACACUCCGCCCCGUCAUUGUUGACGAGAGGCCGAGCCGCCACGUCCACUUUGACGCAGCACCCGCCGCCUACCAACCCUCCAGCUCCCGCCGACACCACGUGGUGGAACCAACCUACGUUGCCCCCUCGUCUGACGAUGAGCGUCGCCGUCGCCGCUCACGCCGCGAAACACGCUACCACGAUAAUGAAGAAUACCAGCGCCAGGCUGACCGCGAACGCGCCGCCGAGCUCGAGCGCAUCAUGGCUGCGCGAGAGAGCCGCCGCCAGCCCCAGCAGGAGGCUGACCCCGAGCUUGACCGUAACAUCCGUAAGGCCGAGCGCAUCGCCCGUCUUAAUGAGCGAAUCGAUGCCCGCCCUGCCGUGCCAAUCCCUACGCUGAGGCGCACAGCAACCGACUUUGCCGGCGAGGAACGUGAGCGUGAGCUGCGAGAGGCCGUUCGCGGUCUCGACCUCGGCGACAGACCCCUACGACGUUCUCAAACAAACACUGCUUUGCCCCGCCGCGAAGCGGCGGAGGGAGCAGCAGGUCAUCGAGGAGGAAGAGGAGGCGCAACGCAGGCGCCUGGCCGAGAGGAUGAUGCCGCGCCGACGAGCCACAGGUGGGUCCCGGCAGCAGGCGGCACCGAGUCCUGUACGAUGAUGGCGUGUACCGUUGGGAGUAAGAAUGGUGUCGCAAGCGGCUGUAUUUUUUUUCGUGCAACAUACCAUAGACAUUUCCUUUGUCAAGCGUUGCAUUUGGGCCAGGAUGAUAGCACUGGCGGCAGGGUUAUUGGGAACGCCCGGUUUUGGCGAUAA
Messenger RNA from Verticillium alfalfae VaMs.102, 837 nucleotides. RefSeq lists its product as hypothetical. NCBI's taxonomy places the organism in Eukaryota, Fungi, Ascomycota, Sordariomycetes, Glomerellales, Plectosphaerellaceae. The record is from RefSeq and is a predicted model, not a curated record. Bases 1 to 837 code for a protein of 278 amino acids. The transcript has a single exon.